This is a messenger RNA of Sinocyclocheilus rhinocerous, 2494 nucleotides long. RefSeq names its product connector enhancer of kinase suppressor of ras 2-like. Gene Ontology annotation, cellular component: cytoplasm; membrane. The record is from RefSeq and is a predicted model, not a curated record. Gene Ontology annotation, molecular function: protein binding. The transcript is spliced from 20 exons. NCBI's taxonomy places the organism in Eukaryota, Metazoa, Chordata, Actinopteri, Cypriniformes, Cyprinidae. Gene Ontology annotation, biological process: regulation of signal transduction. The coding region runs from base 63 to 2387 and encodes 774 amino acids.
GCCAGUCAGCAUGUCUGGAGGAAGUUCAGCUGACCGACAUCAAACCAGGAGAGGGAUUGGGCAUGUACAUAAAAUCCACCUACGAUGGGCUUCAUGUCAUCACUGGCACCACUGAACAUUCCCCAGCUGAUAUGACACGCAAGAUCCAUGCUGGAGAUGAAGUCAUCCAGGUCAACCAGCAGACAGUGGUGGGUUGGCAGCUGAAGAACCUGGUGGCCAAGCUGAGAGAGGACCCUAAAAGCGUGGUGCUUAUUUUAAAGAAAAGGCCCACAGGAACCUCAGGAUUUACCCCAGCACCUCUCAAAAACAUGCGCUGGAGACCGCCCGUGCCUCAGAGCUCCACAUCUCCUAGUAAGAGUCAGUCAGACAAUUCUGCCAAACUCUGCAGUAGGAAGGACAAGCCAGCCAUACUGGACCUGUACAUCCCUCCACCUCCAUCAGUGCCUUACGCACCACGGGAAGGACGGAACAGCUCAUACACCAGCCUUAAUGCCAGACCUAAAGGCUCGGAGUCCCCAAACUCCUUCCUGGACCUGGAGAGCCACCGGCGCUUCACCAUUGCGGACUAUGACAAACUGUCCGUUCAGCCAGUUGAGGUCAGCAUACAGAUGCGUCCAAGAGGAAGAUCCUCAUCACAAGGUAAACCACGACCUCUGUCAAUGCCUUCGGAUACAUGUUUGAGCAUGGCAGACCUGUAUGCAGAGCCCUGGACACAGGGGCGGAAAGGUGAAGAUCUUCUGUACAGAUACCUAAGCAACGAACGCAUACCAACUAUCUCUGAGGAGGCCCCGGACCCAGGCUCAUCUUACAAGUUCACAGUCGAAAGACCCGCUUAUGUGAUCGACUACUCGAGGAACAGCCGAUUCCUUGUCAGUGCGGAUCUACACAACAGCGCCACCAUACCAUAUCAAGAGGACUUAGUCAAAAAGACCCCCAUGACAUCCACCCCGAAACGGCCCCCCGCGGAGCCCUCGCUACUGGAUCCCGACUGGACCUCCAACAACGCAUUCAUCAACAGCAGGUACAGCAAUAGUGCCAUGCGGUCCUGGUCAUUCUCUCAAGCAGCCUCCUUUCCCAUUUCCCUGGCUCCUUGUAUGGCUUCUGAUGAGUACAAUCCGGUGUCCCUCAGACAGAAGUCAAAGAAGAAGAAUUUUAGAGGAAGUCCAAGAAUGAGCAGAAGGAGAGUUUCAGUGAAAGAUUUGGACCCAGUGGACCAUCAGGGCUGGCUUUAUAGGAAGAAAGAGGGGAAGGGAUUUCUGGGUAUUAAGUGGAAAAAGUAUUGGUUCGUGCUAAAGAAAACCUCUCUGUACUGGUACACAAAUCAAGUGGCUGAAAAAGCAGAAGGCUUUAUAAAUUUGACUGAUUUUGUAAUUGACCGGGCGAUGGAAUGUAAGAAAAAAUAUGCGAUCAAAGCUUGCCACCACAAAGUCAUGAUGUUUCACUUUGCAGCAGACAGCAAUGAGGACAUGAACUUAUGGCUGAAUAAACUUGGUCUGGCAUCUAUUCAGUAUGAACCCACAGAGGCUCAUACAGCUGAAUGCUACAGUGAGGCCAGUGAUCACGAGGAGUCCACUGACACGCCUCCACCGCCGUACUCUGAACACCACACCCAAGCUGUAGCAAAUGCCAGUGGUCCAUCGGCCACUGUGCACCAGGGAAGCCUUCCUCCUCCAUAUUCCUCCCCUGUUCCUAGUGAAGCCACUGGAACCCUCUCCUCCCCCGUCAGUACAAUGAACUCCCACAGCUCUGUCUCAUCUCUGGCCAAGCAUAGACGGUCUUGGCUAGACCUUGUCUCCCAGGCAACCCCUACUGCUGGUGAAACUGUGGUCUGCUCUGCUGUGGUCCAUACAAUGAGCACCUCAAUAAAGGAAACCUCACAACAUCGUGAAGCCACAGCUCCAUCUCAAGACCCCCUUGGAUGCUCAUCUAGCACAUCACCUAUGGCAAUAUCCACAGAGCCAGAGGAACCAGAAACACAGCUGAUCUCAACUGACACCAGACAAGAAACUCUAGAUGGACAGGAAGGAACUGAUGAUGAGAUGGAAAGAUUGUACUUACAUUUGAAAAGAGCGAGUUUGUCUCCAACGGGUGAGCGGAAGCCAUCAUCAAAAUGGGAAUUACGAGCCUCAUUUAUAAAGCGUUCCAAAAACCAGACACUCAAUGAGAAGAUACAUCUCAUCAGAACCCUCAACAGCACUCUAAAGGCUAAAGAAGCAGAUCUACUGACUUUGGAGCAGGUGGUGGCUGACUCCACUCUCACUGCAAGUAAAUUCAGGGAGUGGAAAGAGACCAAUGCUGUUCUGCUGCAGGAGAUUAUUCUGAGCCGCCCCCUACAGACUGAACCCUUGACUGCCCCUAGUGCCUCAGCUGUGCAUCCCUCAACAUAGAUGUCUAUACACACCGAAAGAGUAUACACCAGAACACAAACACUGCAAAAAUGGAAUAUGUUUUCAAAUCUGGUCUUGAAAAAAGAAUUCAAAAAAUUUAUCUAAGA